This is a messenger RNA of Chrysemys picta bellii (western painted turtle), 1321 nucleotides long. Lineage: Eukaryota; Metazoa; Chordata; Testudines; Emydidae. The record is from RefSeq and is a predicted model, not a curated record.
GACACUCCACUUUGCAUGCGCUCCCUGCCUCCAGCCGGGCCCCAGCCUCCUGCCCAGACCCCCUGCACCCCCAGGGGAGGUGUUUGUCCUUCACCAAUCGCCAGGCUCUUCCUGUCCGAUUUCCAAAGUGCCAGUUCCCCAGAGCAGAGCGGGAGCUGGAAUCCAAGGCACGCGGGGCCCUUGCUUGCAGCAGCCAGAGUCCGUCCGCCUGUGAGGAUGUGGCUGUACCUGGCCGCCCUGCUGGGGCUGUACUUCCUCUGCCGAUGGUAUCGGGAGCGGCAGAGCGUCGAGGGCCUCCCGGAGAAAUACGUCCUGAUCACCGGCUGCGACUCCGGCUUCGGGAACCUGCUGGCCCAGCAGCUGGACGUGCGGGGCCUGCGGGUGCUGGCGGCUUGUCUCACCCAGCAGGGCGCGGAGCAGCUGAGGAAGGCGACGUCGCAGCGGCUGCAAACGGUGAUCCUGGACGUCACCCGGACCGACAGCAUCGCCGCGGCCACCGCCUGGGUGAAGGAACAAGUGGGGGACAAAGGGCUCUGGGGCCUGGUGAACAACGCAGGGAUCGGCAUCCCCACGGCCCCCAACGAGUGGCUGACCAAGGACGACUUCGUCAAGGUGUUGAACGUGAACCUGAUCGGCCUCAUCGAGGUGACCCUCAGCGUCCUGCCCCUGGUGAAGCGAGCCAGGGGCCGGGUCGUCAACGUGGCCAGCACGAUGGGCCGGCUGGCCAUGAUUGGAGGGGGCUACUGCCCGGCCAAGUACGGGGUGGAGGCGUUCUCCGACAGCCUCCGGCGGGAGCUCCUUCCUUUCGGGGUCAAGGUGUGCAUCAUAGAGCCGGGCGCCUUCGGGACGCAGAUCUUAAAUACCCAGAUCAUGAAAGACAUGCUGCAGGAGGUGUGGGGCCGGGUCCCCGCCGAGAUCAAAGAGUCGUACGGGCAGCGCUACUUCGACACCUAUUAUGAGCAAUUCCUCCAGCUCUUAUCCACGGCCAGCCCCAACCUCUUCCUGGUCACCGACUGCAUGGAGCACGCGCUGACAGCCCGCCACCCCCACACUCGCUACUCGGGGGGCUGGGACGCUAAGCUGUAUUACCUCCCGCUCUCCUACUUGCCAGCCUGGUGCCAAGACUUCCUGCUGACUCUCCGGCAGCCCAAACCGGCCCAGGGCAUCUAGGGGGCAUCGGCGGUGAAGCCACCCGGGGGAGAUAUUACGGUUGAGACGGCAGCAUCUCGCCGUGUAACUUACUAGCUUCUGGGGUGCAGCGUAUUGCUUGUUUUAAAGCCAGCGGGGUGGGACUGAUCAGGUGUCAUACUCCGGUUAAUGA